Salarias fasciatus (jewelled blenny) is the source of this 2288-nucleotide messenger RNA. Its product is annotated as transmembrane protein 69-like. The record is from RefSeq and is a predicted model, not a curated record. Lineage: Eukaryota; Metazoa; Chordata; Actinopteri; Blenniiformes; Blenniidae. The transcript has 3 exons. Bases 246 to 992 code for a protein of 248 amino acids.
CUCCCCGCCGCCAGCAGCCUAAAGCAAUCGAUGACCAAAAGCUGUCCCGCUGGGCUACAGACGACAGGCAUUUAAUGGAGCGCCGAUAAUAUGGGUGCGAGUGAACGACCUCUAGUUUAGCACGCGUCUGUUAUCAUUCUUUCUAUUUCAUGUGUUUUAUUGUGGCUGCAGUUUCCAGAGAAAACCAGUGGGUGAGAAAAAGGUUCAGGGACAACGCUUAGGUGGCGCCAGAACACGUGAUAAAAAUGAUCUCAAUGGCAUCUAGGAGCAAGAUCAUGUCAGGGGUUCCUGGAUUGAGAUGUCUUCAGCACUUAACCAGAGCACCACUCUACUCAGCAAAACCUCGACUACAGCUCCACUCUUCAGUCUCCUCUGUGAUUCUGCCAUGGAGACACACCUCCACCAGCAGGCUGCUGGACAUCAGGCCUGUCAGCUGGCAGGUUUCACGCUUCUGCAGCGGGGAUCCUCAAAGCAGCACCCAGUCCAGUGACAGCAAGGGAGGGUUCAGCUUAGGCGCCCUCACCAAGGCCCCCAGACCGGCUCUUUACCUCGGUUUUUCUGGGCUCAUUCCCUUCGUAUCUGCCCCUCUCCUCAUGGCUGCCACACAGUCCUUCUACCCUGAAGUGGCCUAUGCCCAAAUGGUGUACGGAGCCUCGAUAGUGUCCUUCCUCGGAGGUGCCCGUUGGGGGUUCGCCCUUCCGGAAGGCAGCCCGGCUCGGCCUGACUGGAUGAACCUGGGCAACAGCGUGGUGCCUUCCCUCGUGGCCUGGCUGGCGUUGCUCUGCAGGGACAGUGUUGCUGAGGGAGCCCUGAUGGUGAUCAUGGGACUGGGCUUGUCCCUGCAUUACGACCUGACCCUGCUGCCAGGCUACCCCCCCUGGUUCAAAGCCAUGCGAACUGUCCUCACCUUGGUCGCAACUUUCUCACUGGUGGCCACGUUGGGUCUGAAGCAGUUCUACGCUGAGAGCAAGCUCACAGACACUGAGAAAUGAUUUAAGGCAAAACGCUUCCAUGUGACAUUGAGUGAAAUGCAAAUUGAAUCAAAAUUAGAUAUACUUGCGUUUAUUUGAAAAGUUGGAGCAGAAGUCAACCUGAAAAUCAUCUUGUAUUUUUUAAAUUAAAUAAACUAUUCCACAUUUCAGAUAUUUACUAAUUAAAUAUGAGUUUGAAAGUGUUUUUACACUCUGCUAAAACCUUGGAUAACAUUUCUGGGAUCAAUGUUGUAGAUGGUUUCCAUACUUUUUCUUGUCAUCACUAAACAAACAAAAACAAAACAAUGGGUGCAGAAUUACUUAUUUAAAGGUUACUGAGUAGCUCUUUUAAUUUAUUAAUAGAUCAAAUGUUGUUAUUUAGGCAACAAGUCAAAGGUGGAGUCUCAAACCAGGAAAAAUUACUUAAAAAAAUAACUUAAGCGUCAACAAAGAUCCAUUGAAACUUUAAAUAGGUUUGAAUGGAGGUAUAGUGUAAAUCUUUGAGCUCUUAUCUUCAGCUGCAAAUCCGAAGGUGACAAAUCCUACUUGUUUUUAAUCGUCAUGCAAACUGCAGACAAAUUAAUUUACAACAUAGCAGCAUAAAAAAUGCAUUAGAAAGCUACUGACAAGAUAUAUUCCAUUAAGGAUGAUAACAUUGUAGUGUACCAGAUAUGACCAAAAACAAGUUUUAUCUAAGACGUCCACUUGGUGUUUAUCUGUCCACCCAGACACCGGAGCCCAUCCUGAUAGUUUGUCCUUCAAUCACUGAGGAAACAUAGAAAAUUACACAGAUAAACACAUUGGGGCAAUAUUAGCAUCAAACAAUAUCUUUGAAACUUUCAUAAAAGUUAUAGUACUAAUCCUAACCUGAAAGAAUGGGACAAUGACAUAAGAAAAAAUGCUGUUUUGCACAAAUCAGUGCAUUUCCUGCCCGCAUUUCCUGUGCAUUUUUGUACCCUUGUAUAGAUGAGCAGGUUUAAUCGGCGGUUCAUCUCCAGGAAGCACCAUCUCUACCUGAAGCACGGCGGUGGCAGCAUCAUGGCGGGGUGUUCUUUAGUCUGGAUAGAGGGAAAGAUGGAUGCAGCUAUGUGCAGACAUCCUGGAUGAAAACCUGCUCCAGAGAGCUCUCAACCUCAGACUGGGGCAACGAGUGAGUUUCCUUGAGCCCAGCUGGAGUGAAGUCUUAAAUCUGACUGAUCAGUCCUGGAGAGAUCUGAAAACAGCACUGAUGCUGCCAUCAACCUCAUACUAGUAGUUGUGCCAAGUUCGUGUUAUUAUAUUGAAAAACACUUCAGGCUGUGAACACUUCCAUUCAAA